AUGGUGCACCAAAAGGAACACUUGGUUGGCAUCACCCCCCAGGUCUUAUCAGAGUCAGAGGACUUGAAACAGGACACGACCAAAAUCAACCGCCUGGAGAAGCAAGCCGAAGAGUUCCUCAAUGCUGUCUUCUACAGAAAGGAUAAUGCAGCGAAUGAUCCGUCAGUUCGCUGCCGAAUAUACCUCAAAAAACAGCUAUUCUCAGGACACCCCCCAUCACCCCCAGCCCAACGGCAUCAAGGACCAAAGCCGCCUCCUGCCGAGAGCGGCCUCUCCAGCCCCAACCCCCCUCACCCUGCCGGGGCGUCCAGCCCCCCGUCCCCCACCCCGGGACCGGGCCUCAGCCCCGCCUCAGCCUCUGCCUUCGCCCCGGACAGUGGGAACGGAGCCGGUAGUAACUGUAGUGGUACCGGUGCUGCUGCCUCUGCACAGAACCCUGUCCUCAGCAAGCUUCUCAUGGCCGACCAGGACUCUCCGCUGGACCUCACUGUCAAGAGGCCUGACCCCACAGAGACCAAAACAGAGGAUGGAGUCCUGGACCUCUCCACCAAGAAGGCCCACGGCACCGUCCUCAAAAACUCUCACAGUUACACCCUGUCGCCCACAGUCAAGGGGCGUGCCCUGAGAGUUGAGCACUCCUUUCGGGACGUGGAGGACGAUGACAUGCUGCCGAGAAGCUUACAGGACGGGCUGAGGGACAGCUACGUCAGUUCUACCCCCAAGCCGCCAUUGGCCCAUUCGCUGCUUAUAAAGGAGGAGCUCCUCAGCCAGAAGCACCGCCUCCUCGGCCAGCCUCCCGCUCUCUCAUUGGCUAGUCUGGAGGCGGCGGGGCUUCUCAACCACGGGAACAAAGGGAACCACGUGCAGCCCCACCCCCUCCUGGCACGGGACGGCUCUCCGUGGGGUUCCUCCAGUGGUAAAGCUCACCACCACCAACUGGACAGCCUGCUGAGGCUGAAGCAGGCCAGCGCCAUCCUCUCAGACCUCCAAGACCUGCCUCUGUUCUUGGAGAACCACCACCACGGGGCGUUCUCCUCCAAGAGCUCCUCCGGAGGUGGCCUCCGCCACCACCAUGGCGCCACUAAGACCCACCAUGAGGUGGUGGUGAAGAGGGAGCCGGGAGGCCACCACUCCCCGCCCGUGGACCUGAAGAUCCCCCAGGUGAGGGGCAUGGACCUGUCAUGGGACUCCCACGCCUCAGACCUGUACGGGUACGGGGCCAUGGUGGUGGGCGCCAGGGGCCACGGUGGGGUGGAGAAUGCUUUGAGCAGGAAGCUGAGGGUCAUCCUGCCCAAGCAAAACCGACGUGCCGGUAGCCUGAGAGGCAGCCUGGGAGGUUUUCUGGAUGGAGCGGCAGACUACUGGAGCUCCGACGUGGACCAGGGGACCUCCGGGCAACCAUACCCGACCUCCGACCCCGAGGGCGACCCGUGCUCUAAGCAGCCCAGGAAGAAGAGGGGGCGCUACCGCCAGUACAACAGCCAGAUCUUAGAAGAGGCCAUCGGCAUGGUGAUGGGCGGGAAGAUGAGCGUGUCCAAGGCCCAGAACAUGUACGGGAUCCCUCACAGCACACUGGAGUAUAAGGUGAAGGAGCGACUGGGCACACUGAAGAACCCUCCUAAGAAGAAGCUCAAAUUGACCUUGAGGAUGGGAGGACAGGAUUCUGCCGCCGAGUCAGAGACUACGCCAACCGCGACGCCGCGAGAGGUUGAGCUGCCGGAGGCCGCCGAUCUGAACCACGAGCAAAAAAUGAAUAUGGAAUUUGAAGAUUAACUGGGAAACAACGAUGAUGACGAAUCCUCCCCUCCUUUCCCCUCAUAUAUGUAUAAAAACAUCUUAACAUUAAGACUAAAGUAAUUGGAAACAAAUGGAGCUUUAUUUGUGCCAAUUUACUGUUGCAGUAUCUGGGUGAGCACAAGCGCAGGGAUAUGAGGAGGAUUCUAAAACAAGCUGGAGAUGAAAACUAAACCAAUCGGCUGGUUCUGCAGUUGUCGUUUUGACACUGCACAUUGCACAUUUGUUUAGCUUUUAUAUCAAGCGGCGAAACAAAUGAGUCAAAAGCCACGAGUGACGUGACAAUUAUUAAUUACAGUUUGUAAAGCAUGUUGAUUAUCCCCCCCAAAACCGUAACUCCCCCUAUUCUGAACUUGAUACACUGACCCUGCAUUGCUUUUAAAUGCAAUCUGGGCUGCGGAAUAAUUAGGUGGGGUUGAAAAUGAACCCUUUUGAACAAACUAUUAUGGUCCUUGAACCACCCCCCCCCCCUUCUCUCAUUUAAGUACUAGUACCAAUUGGUAAGUGAACUGUCUCCUAUGUUUUGAACCAUCUCUAAAACUGGUCAUGUCACAGGAAGCUCUCUCACCAGGAAGCUGAAUCAAAACCGCAUUAUUUCUAUCGUCAGAUAGCCAUUUCUCUUUAACUAACGCAAAACUUUCUUUCCUCCUUCGAUAUUCUGCUACUCUUUAAAAGUGAACGAAAGCAACAUUGGCCGCGUCCUUUUUAAGGUAAAGACACAAAAUAGUCAAUCAGGGAUGCAUGUUCGUAAGUUUUAGUAAAUAACUACUAACUUUUAGGAUAUUUUGAAUGUUUUGUUUUUUGUUUUAUCUUCAUUUGUUUGGCUUUCUUUUGCACUACACUUUCAGUCUGGCGCUCACCGGCGCCGCCCAGUGGUGACAGACCAGGUUACCUCGGCAUUGCUGUCCUAGCAUCAUGCAAUUAAGGUCUGUCAUAAUCCCCGGCCAACUCUGUGCUCCAGGUACAAGUUACCCGUAGCCACAGAUCUAGGAUCAGUUUACCCUGCCUUAACAUUAAGGGGGGGAACCUCAAAACUGACCUGAGAUCAGCAUGUAGGGGCAAUUUUAUAUCUCUGCUGCUCUCCUGGAGAGAGCUCCUCAACCUCAAUGGUAGUAGGUAAAUUGUGCCUCUAACCACUGAUCCAUAGUCAGUUGUCUUUUUUAUCCCCUUAUUGCUAAGGUUUGGAUUGGGGCUUGGUGAUCUGAUCCUAGUUCAGUGGUUAAGCGCAACUUCUACCUCAAGCACCUGCAACAAGUGCAUCUGUCCCCAAUCCCGAUCCUAGGGAGCUGUAGCCAUCUCUGGUUUUCAUUCCAACCAACGACCUCAUGCAUAUGCGCUCAGCUAAUUAGUGGGCGGGGUUCUCCUAACACUAUGACAUCACAUGGGGUGAUAACCACAUGCAUUGUAGCCCUCCAAGACCAGGAAGUGGAAACAUUGCUGCUACAACUUUAUUAUCCUGUUCUGAGCGAAGGCUUGUACCAGCCUUACUGUCUCUAAACACUAAACAUUUCAUAAAGUUUUCUCUUUUAGAAUUCUAACUAAGAGCAUCUUAGUUGAUGAGUUUCGAAAUGGCUCCUCUCACUCCCAUGUGGUUUUAAAAUGUUCAAAGGUAGUUUCAAAGGCAGUUUAUUACGACAAUGUGCAUUUAUACUUGGGGGGGGCAUUUUUCAGUGAGAGGGGAUGUCUUCGGUUGGUAGGGAUUAGGGGAUAAUAUAAUAUAAGUUAUUAUGAUGACACUGAACUUAAAGCCAAUCCGCAUUUCUGGAUGAUUUUGUUCCUCAAUUUUAACUCAGGGUGCCUGAGACGGGAAUCUCUUGACGAAGCCAUGAUUCUAAAACAUGGACGUGUUUCCUUUAUCCUGCAGGACCUAAAAGUGAAGGGCAGGACAUGACUUCUCUCACUCUGCUACUUCUGACGGGGGUGGAACUUACAGCCCGGCUAGGUGGCUGUGGCUUAGCAGUACUACGCCCUGUAGGCCGUGGUGAAUCAUGAAGAAGAUAACACAAACUAAAACAGUGAAGAGGGUGUGAGGAGAAGUUUGGAAAUGAAACGUCUGAAAAUAGCACUUUUUUUUUUUUUAAACCGCGCAAGAGAGAGGAAGCUAUUGUAGCUCUUUUUUAGAGAGAUGGGGAUGGGUUUGGAUGGGAGGAAGAGAGGUGAUUAGAGGAGGGUAAGGGAUGGCCAGAAAGCAAAAAGAGAGAGAGAAAAAAAAGCUUUAGUGUCUGAAAGACUUUCAGAGAGCUGCAGCUUGGACCUAAACAUAUUCUGUUUCCUCUCUAUUACCUCCUCAGUACCCUGGUCGAUGCUUGAAUUUGUCAGAUUUCGUGUAGUGUAGUUGUCAUAUCUGGUUGCUGCCCCUCAGCCCUCCUGCCAAACCAGGCGGAAACUAUCUUAUCUGUCGUCACGUUUUGUCAGGGGAAAGAAAAAAAACAUCCUUCUGAGAAAAUGUUUUUAGAAAAAGAUGCUCUCAUUUUUUUUGUGGGGUGGGGGCAACAACAACAAAAAGACGAGAGAAGGAAAAAUAAACAAAAAAAAAGUUUUUUAAUGUUUUUAAAGCCCUCUCUUGCUCUGCUGUAGUAAAUGUUUCUGUUUGCUCUAAACACUGCCUGGUGCUCACCCAGUCUGUGAGAUUAUUCAUGAAAUUGUACUUAGAAAACAUCUCCGUCAUGUCAACACUGAUGAAAUGAACAUUCACUCCUUGAAAUGUCCUGUACAUUUUAUUUAUUUCAUUUUGUAUUUUAUUUUCUUCUACAAAAUGGCAUGCACCAGUCCGUUCCGGGUGAUUUGGGAAUUCUUAGAUAGGAGCUUACAUCUGCAAAGUAUAGACUAGUUUAUGAGUGUCGUACCAAGCGAUUCAUGCUCUAGUGUAUUCUAAAUUAGUGAAUAAUUGGUAUAUAAUUGUUAUAAUUAUAUUCAAACCCCUAAUGAACAAUCUUACCUAGCCCUGUUCUGAUAGAUUGGUCUUGGGCUUUGACCCUCCCUCCCAUGGCUUGAUUGGCAGUUAUGCGUAGCCGAUGGGAACAAUGUAAUCCCUUCAUGAUGACCUCUGUAGAAACACAAGGUCAGGGGUCAUGCAUGAAAUGCGUUCAACACUUAGACAAUGCAGAGUAUUUCAAGUGUCUAAUUGGUUACCUGUCCCAUCCAAUCAGAAGACCAAAUAUAGUCCAGCAAUGACUUAAAGUUAUAUGAGAUUGAUACUCUUACUUAAGUUAUGAGUAAAGCACUUAUUUUGUAGCCUUUCACAUUUCAAGGCAUGAUUACUAAUUAAUUUAGCUUAGCUGUGAAUUGCGAUUUGACAAGAAAAAACACUACUUAAAAUAUAGUGUGGAAUUGUGUUUUAAACUUUGUUUUUGUCCUAAACUUGCGAGUUAUUAUGAAGUAUGACAAAAUGUGCCCCUUAGCGCUUCUUUCACGUUAUGCAUGUGAGCAUGCAAAAUGAUGCUGAUGGGAAAUGUGUAUAACCUGUACAAUUGUUCCUUACUUAUCAUGACAUGUAGCACUGACUGAGAUGCGUGUCUAAAUUCCUACAUUCAGCACUUAGGUAGGUCCUGAAACCCUUGAGGGGAUUCCUACAUUCAGCACUUAGGUAGGCCCUGAAACCCCUGAGACGGGAUUCCUGAAGGGCCAGGAAUCUCCACCUACAUUAUUUAUGAAAACUAUAAAUCUAUGUAUUUAUCAUUGGGCAAUCAAAAAAGAAUGUGCUAGUGGUUCCCGAAGACGUGGAUGUCGAUUUAAGGCAGCCCCCCGUACCUCUCUGAUUCAGAGGGGUUGGGUUAAAUGCAGAAGACACAUUUCAGUUGAAGGCGUUCAUUUGUACAACUGACUAGGUAUCCCCCUUUCCCCUUCCCUUACAUCAGUCGUAUCUAAUCUACUGAGGUGCAUUGCCAUUUGGGCUUUUUCAUUUUUUGAUUCAUAUUUUUGGGGUUUAAUUGUUUAGUUAUGCCACUUGGGUUAACGGAUCCCCCUGUCCGAAGAAGUCCUCCUCCUUAACACGACUGAGUCUCGCCUCUUUUACAGAAAAGUUUCACACUUCCAAUUAUUUAUAUACACACAGAUAAUGAAUGUAAUAAACGGACAUGAAUCUCUCAACCCCGACACACAAAAAAAUUUGCUGCAAAAAAACUAUGACACUGUCAGUUUUUUGGGGAGGAACAGACUGUUUAUUUUCUUUCUCCACCUUCCGCUUGUAUUUGAAAAGCGUUUUUCUGCCGUGGGCAUCUGUAGCCUUCAGUAUUGUACCUCUCAGGAUAAAGUUGACGGGAGGGGCAGCAAUAUUUGUCAGUCGGAGGAUGACGCAGACUUAACUACCUGUAUUAGAUUAAAUGUAUACAACAUCUAUAUUAUAUAUUGACGUGGCUCAGCUGUGUCCAAGUACUGUACCUCAACCUGCACUUGUAUCCCUCUCAGGGAAGCCAGAAAAAAAGAAGGGAUAGUGGAUACGCUGGGAAAUAUAGGCCCCUCCUCCUUUUUCUUUUGGUCUUUUCUUUACGAGAGGAGCUAGGAGUAUGGGACGGACAGCUUAUUAGUCUAGUUCGUUUGUUUGACUGUAACAUCACUCCAGGUUAAACUUUGAGUUUCUUACAGAGAUGAGACAGAGACACAGUCAGUCAGAGACCUAGAGGGGAGAAUGUGCGGACAGGUGGAAAUGUUAACCUUAUGAAUCUACUGUCUAUUAUUAUUAUUAUUAUUAUUAACUUGUUUUAAACUGCAUUCCAAAUCAAAUCAUUGUACCUUUUAUAUAAAUGAAAAUAGCUAUAUACAUAUGAAUAUAUAUUUCAUUUACUGUUUUACAUCUUCAGGUAAAUCGAUGGAUUUCUUUUCAUUCUGAUGUGAGAUUGUAAACAAACAUGGAGAGAAAAAAAAGAAAUGCAGAACAGAACUAACCUCAAUUUCUAGAUACCAUGUGACGUGCCAUUUUUGUCUCUUGAGUGGCACGUGAUACCUUUCAAGAAAAAAACUAAACAGACUUCUGUGAAUUGCCAUUUUGCUUGUUGUUAUGAAGUGUUGUUGAUUAUUCCUCCAUGCUGCAUAUCCUGUUGUCAUGACGCCUCAGGUCCACCCACUUCAAAGCAGCUGAUUGUACACUAACUAGCAACACAAAUCAGGACUUUUAUUAAAGUAAAAGUGUUUUAGUACUCUUUUAGUACACUUUCUUGUGUUUCCAGAUUUCUUAGAAGGGACUGACGGAAGCACUUUUUAAAUUAUUAUUGUUAUUAUAUGGUGGGUUUUAUCAUUAUUAUUGUUAUUAUUAUAUGGUGUUUUUUUCUUCAUGUUUUCUUUUUUUUUAAAGAAAAUAUAAAUUCUUAUAGCUACUAAACCGAACCCAGGUCUUUCUGAAUGCAACACUACUGUAUUAACUAGCACACUCAGCCUUGGAAGCACACACCAUAAUUACUGUAACUACACCCCAUACAUACGGUAACUACACCCCAUACAUACUGUAACUACACCCCAUACAUCUGUAACUACACCAUACAUACUUCACACCAGAAUUACUAACUACACCCCAUACAUACUGUAACUAUACCCCAUACAUACUGUAACUACACACCAUACAUACUGUAACUGCACCCCAUGCAUACUGUAACUACACCUCAUGCAUACUGUAACUGCACCCCAUGCAUACUGUAACUACACCCCAUACAGACUGUAACUAUACCCCAUACAUACUGUAACUACACACCAUACAUACUGUAACUGCACCCCAUGCAUACUGUAACUGCACCCCAUGCAUACUGUAACUACACCCCAUACAGACUGUAACUAUACCCCAUGCAUACUGUAACUACACCCCAUGCAUACUGUAACUGCACACCAUACAGACUGUAACUACACACCAUACAGACUGUAAUUACACCCCAUGCAUACUGUAACUACACCCCAUACAUACUGUAACUACACCCCAUACAUACUGUAACUACACCCCAUACAUCUGUAACUACACCAUACAUACUACACACCAGAAUUACUGUAACUACACCCCAUACAUACUGUAACUAUACCCCAUACAUACUGUAACUACACACCAUACAUACUGUAACUGCACCCCAUGCAUACUGUAACUGCACCCCAUGCAUACUGUAACUGCACCCCAUGCAUACUGUAACUGCACCCCAUACAGACUCUAACUAUACCCCAUGCAUACUGUAACUGCACACCAUACAGACUGUAACUACACACCAUACAGACUGUAAUUACACCCCAUGCAUACUGUAACUGCACACCAUGCAUACUGUAACUGCACCCCAUGCAUACUGUAACUACACACCAUGCAUAGUUGCAUACAUUUCUAUAUGUAUAGACGCACGCACACACACACACACACACACACACACACACACACACACACACACACGUAAACACACGCACGCACACACACACUCUUCAUCAGGUAUCCACACUUCGUGUGGGUGGGUUACAUGUACAAUUAUAAAACUCUGCCGUGUCCUUUAUAGAACCUGGUGGGUGUGACACUCCUGAGACCAGGAAAAAUAUCAGGCUUGUAACUUGACUGGUGAAGGCACUGCCUCCCUUAUUCUGUCAAAACAGCCCCCUUUGCUUCGUAUCUUUCUCCAGUCCGGCUCAGUGUGCCCCUAUAACACUGGUACCAACCCUCACCACCAAGAAGCUCUCUUUUACUCUGGCUGUGUUUUUGAUUUGUUUGUGUAGUGAUGACUUUGUGUUGUGACGUUCCCCUGUCUCUUUGUGUAAUUUGCUAUUUUGAUUUAAUAUGGCAAAUUUCAAGAAUGGCAAAAAUAUAAUAUUUUGUAAAAUGUAUCCUUUUUCUACACCAAGUUUGUUUUUUAAAUGUUGUAAAAGUCUCAGCAUUUGUUAAGGCGCAAGUACCACCAGCCUGCUAACUGCAACUUGAGUGUUUUCUGUUUGAUUUGUGAAACAUUUUAAAGCAACAGUGCUUUGGUUUUGUUGAAGAGAGAAACGUUGGUUGGAAUUUAAAAGCGAGGCAUACCUUCCAUCUGGAAUGAUGUUGACCUGCUUGCAAUCAUACAUUCCCCUGCUCAUGCACUUCCCAGCUACCCCGAAACAACACUUUCAAACAGGAAAUAUCACAGAUUACCAUCUUACCUAAAUCGCUGUGUUAUCCUUCCACCUUUCCCACCACUGGCAGUUAAAACUGUUAAAAAUUGAAUUUAUGAUAUGUCCGGCUAAAGAGCCUCCAUCUCUCCCGCUCCAAUCUGAAAGUCAUAACGCCGUUUAUUACAUUGUAUAGUUUUAUGAGGCUUGUGUGUCUUAAUGUUGUGGUUUUACUGCGAAGGGAGGAUGGAAAGGAAAGCAGCAGGAUUCCUGUGCUACAGUAACCAUUUGUUUUAGUCCGGCAGAAUGCUGCCAUCCUGUUUAGUAUAUUGGAACUGUAGAAUUGUGAUAGUUCAAUGACAUAUUUUUUAUUCGUGGACGUUCGAAAAACGAACAUGAAAACAUGCAAACCUAGAAAAUGUUAAUUUCUGUAAAAUGUUGUUGAGAUGAGAUGGCACAAUCCGAAAACUAAAUCAAGCAUUUUAAAAACCUUAAACGUAAUAUUAAUGUAAUGUUCAAUCGUAUUUAAUAAAGUGUAGUGUGAUUUUCUACAUUUGCUUUCAUCGCAGAUGUUAGUUGUAUACUUGAAAGUAAUUGAAAUGAAUGAGAAUCUCAACCUCAGUCACACAAAGAUCCUACAACUAAUUCUGGAUUAUUAAUUACUGUUAUGUUUUAUUAUUAAUCAAUCUGUGAAAGACGGAAUGCCUUUUUCAGUCUCUCUAAUCGUUAACUCAAUCUAUACAACACAGUCAGAUAUAUCUGGACUAGGGGUUGUAGAGUGUCUUGCUACAGUCAGAUAUAUCUGGACUAGGGGUUGUAGAGUGUCUUGCUACAGUCAGAUAUAUCUGGACUAGGGGUUGUAGAGUGUCUUGCUACAGUCAGAUAUAGCUGGACUAGGGGUUGUAGAGUGUCUUGCUACAGUCAGAUAUAUCUGGACUAGGGGUUGUAGAGUGUCUUGCUACAGUCAGAUAUAUCUGGACUAGGGGUUGUAGAGUGUCUUGCUACAGUCAGAUAUAUCUGGACUAGGGGUUGUAGGGUGUCUUGCUACAGUCAGAUAUAUCUGGACUAGGGGUUGUAGAGUGUCUUGCUACAGUCAGAUAUAUCUGGACUAGGGGUUGUAGAGUGUCUUGCUACAGUCAGAUAUAUCUGCACUAGGGGUUGUAGAGUGUCUUGCUACAGUCAGAUAUAUCUGGACUAGGGGUUGUAGAGUGUCUUGCUACAGUCAGAUAUAUCUGGACUAGGGGUUGUAGGGUGUCUUGCUACAGUCAGAUAUAUCUGGACUAGGGGUUGUAGAGUGUCUUGCUACAGUCAGAUAUAUCUGGACUAGGGAUUGUAGAGUGUCUUGCUACAGUCAGAUAUAUUUGGACUAGGGGUUGUAGAGUGUCUUGCUACAGUCAGAUAUAUCUGGACUAGGGGUUGUAGGGUGUCUUGCUACAGUCAGAUAUAUCUGGACUAGGGGUUGUAGAGUGUCUUGCUACAGUCAGAUAUAUCUGGACUAGGGGUUGUAGAGUGUCUUGCUACAGUCAGAUAUAUCUGGACUAGGGGUUGUAGAGUGUCUUGCUACAGUCAGAUAUAUCUGGACUAGGGGUUGUAGAGUGUCUCGCUACAGUCAGAUAUAUCUGGACUAGGGGUUGUAGGGUGUCUUGCUACAGUCAGAUAUAUCUGCACUAGGGGUUGUAGAGUGUCUUGCUACAGUCAGAUAUAUCUGGACUAGGGGUUGUAGAGUGUCUUGCUACAGUCAGAUAUAUCUGGACUAGGGGUUGUAGGGUAAAUGAGGGGCUGUACUGUAGAGGCAGAGAGGAGAGAGCCUUUCCAAGGUUAUUGUCCCCACCCCCGCACUGCAGAUAGCAGCCUUUAACAGAUAAUGUAGGAAUUAAUUUGCCUCAUCGCCCAGAGAAACACAACAGAACAUUCAAAGUAAAUAAACGGAAAAUAUCACCUUGGAUCCGAAGAAGGUGAAUAGAUUUCAGGAUGGGGCGGAAUGAUACAAAAAUAAAAACUAUUGAAUAGCAAAGGUAUGGAGAAACAAUUAGAAGGAAAGCUAAUCAAACUCUAAAUGUCCUUUUGGAGGAAGCUGUUGGCUUGGAAUGGGGUGCCCUUGCAUGUUGCAAUAACAGUGGAGCAGCAGCAUCAUUCCCAGGUGGAGGUGUGUCUCUUCAUUUUAAGAACCCUUUCUCAAGGAAAUGGUAGACGUCUCUCUCUCUCUCGUCUCCUGAUGUUUGUUAUUUCUUCCUCCCCUGGUUCCCAACACUGGGGAGGCCUGUAAUUGGCCACGCUGUUUCAUAUCAAUACAGUUCACUGUAAAACAAUGUGAGAUUCUAGAUGUGUUUGAACUGGUUUUUAAAUUCUCUUUGUUUCUUCACGCCUGUUUUCCCCCAACUGUAUGCCAAUGUAAAGGAUGCAAGAUGUCUCCUCAGAAAUGAUGCCAUCUGCCAUUACGUUUAAAGCUUUUUAUGGAUGGUCUGAAUGUGUCUGCCAUCUCUGUCUUUUCCCCUCUCCCCUACUUUCCUAUUCUCUCCUUCACAAGGUGAUUACUGCUUCACCACAAUGCAUAGUGACGCAAAGGUCCUUCUCUUUCUGUCUCUCUCUCGCUGGUUUUGGAUUGGGCGCGUGUCUAUUGCUUCGGUGACUGUUCGGGCUUUUCUGCCUGUCUGCUUGACUUAGAGGGGCCCUGGUCAAAAGUAGUGCACUUUGUAGGGAAUAGGGUGCCAGACGAUGUCUCUGGUUUCUGCUACCUCAGCUUGCCUGGUGGAAGACUGUUGGGGAGGGUAUAUGGGGUGGGGUAGUAUAGGCUCAAGGGCUUUCUGUACAGAUUGACAAGAACAUUUGGUAUUUUGUUGGUUGCGAGUGACGUUACAGGGAUGAGGGUCAAUUGGGUAGGGAUGAACCGUCCAUAUGCUUGACUAUUGGAGGGGGGGGGGUGUAGUAACCCCUUCGCUUGUAAGAUUUCGGGGUUUCUAUGAAAAAAAACAUGUAAUUUGUUUAUUAAUUUCUAGUUGAAGUUGAUAAUGCCUGCCGUGUUUCGAGCUUUCGAACCGUUCGUUUUGUUUGAACGCUGCUUUCUUUGACAACCACAUGCCUUCUGUAUUCUUUAGUUUGUAGUCGUCGUCGUGUGGAGAUACUAUCAGAUACUGCAGCGGUGUAUUAAAAGGGUUUGACUGAAGAGCAGCGCUGACUUAGGACCACAGAUCAAUCAGAUGUCAGCGGGACGUCUGCCAGGUGUUUUAGUUCAGACUUCUAGAGCAGCUCCGGUGAAGAACCUGCGGUGCAUAAGAUGAACCCUGUUUUACAGUUGAAGAAGCAGUUCCAGUUAUGUACAUUCGUAGAUCAGUUCCAUGGGAAGUGCAACAUUGAAAUUCAAAGCCCUUUGAUUUGGAGAUCUGCCUACCGUCUAUGUGUUAACCCAAUACUUACUCUCUACUCUGGCCAAAGAGGGAUAUGAUAUCCAUUCUUGAAAGCCAGACUUUGACCACUUUGACUUAUCUCUUCUUUAUACAGCCUUUUGUUAACUAAUUACCACACGAUUUCAGCCAAAUACCUAUUUUUUUCAGUGCUUUAUAAACAGCAAGGAUUGUAAAAAUAGAACGCCAAUUUCAGGGGCAAAGGAAUUGAUUUGUUUCAUUGUCUCAUCUAUUGUCAUUGUAUGGUGUUGGUGUGCAACAACUUCAAAAAAUAAACCUUACAACGCAGAAUACCUCAGAAAAUAAACCCAUGUAAAGCUUGACAGCCUCCAUUGUGUUGUUAGUUCCUGUCCAUUUUGCCCCCUUGAUGCUCCACAAGCUUUUCCCCUUUUAUUUCCACUUUUAUCCCUCACACGGCAUGUAGCACAUAGUGGACGUGUCAUAGCUUCUUUUUUCUUGUUCUGGGGACUUUUUAAGACUGGUCUCUCAUUCAGUCCCUCCCUCUGAGCCAGAGAAAAAGAGAGAAGGAGAUCAUUGGGAGUGAAAGGAACACUAAUUCACAUUCUAGAAUUCAUUUGGGAUCACGUUUGAUCUUGAAAUCACAAAAGAGAAAAUAUCUUCGUCUAUAUCUACUGAUUUGAACUGGAGCUCGGUUUCCUCCUCUCUUCUCUUUAAUUCUUUUCAAACUAGAGAUGCUCAGAGGCCGAAGGUCAAUCUGUUAAAGCCCUAUAAUCCCCAUUCUUUCCUUUUGAAUACCUCUUUUCAUUUAUCAUCUGCAUUCUCAUCAUUAAAACUGAAUGUAACGACACAAACUAACCUCACGAUUCUAACUUGACAGAUGAAAGAAAAAUCAGAUACUAUAUAUGUACAUAUGUAUAACACAUGAAACACAAUGCAUUGUGUAUAUAUACAGAUCUCCUAAAGACAGAUACUUAUCUUGUGGAAAGGGAAAAACUCUUUUUCCUUUGUUUGAUUCAGGGAACAAAAGUCCAGUGCAGUAUGUUAGAUGUCACUCCCAUGCCCAUUGCUCCCUUUCUGACUGUAUGUUGCAUGUAUGUAGCAGUGGGCAGGGGGUGGCUGAGUUUAAACUAGUGGAGCUUUUAGAGUAGGUAGCUAGUCUUUUGAAACCUGAUUAUGUGAAGGGGGGGUGGGCUUUGUGAAAUGACACUGUAAAGACAGUAUAUUUAUGAAACAGGAGGAGGAGGAGGACCACAGAAAAAGCAGAAGGGGUGGAUGGGAAUGGCACUUCAUGGUCCCAUUAUAAUCUGUCCUUUAUCAGGUUAGGUGUAGCUUACGAUAUGUCAACUCCUGACGAAGGAAGGAAGGAAGGAAGGAAGGAAGGAAGGAAGGAAGGAAGGAAGGAAGGAAGGAAGGAAGGAAGGAAGGAAGGAAGGAAGGAAGGAAGGAAGGAAGGAAGGAAGGAAGGAAGGAAGGAAGGAAGGAAGGAAGGAAGGAAGGAAGGAAGGAAGGAAGGAAGGAAGGACAUGCAUUCAGGGAUGUCACUUGAUAUACCUCCUUCAGUGUCCAAUCAGAGUCCAAUUGGAUCAACACAAGGAUUCAGAUUGGUUGGAUAUUUUUUGCAUGCCAGUGUACAUACAUUGUAACAGAUUGUUGCUGGAGCGGGCAGUUGUUUACGAAAGUGGAAUGUACGCAAGACAGAUUCCAAUGUUUAAAUAUGAAAUAUUUGCCCUUGAAGGAAGCCAUCCUUUUCUCAGAAAGAGGUGUGCACUUAAGGUUUGUUUUUGUUGCUGCAACCGCUCUCGUAGUGUUUUUUUGCUAAAGCUCUUUUCAGAAUAACUUUUUCCUUCUUUAAAGUAAAAAAAAAAAGAAUAAAUGGUGAGUGUUUGAGUGCCUGUAUGUGUUGCUGCUUGACGGUGUGAAAUGCUUUUAGUUUCCUAUUAUCGGGCCUGUGAAGCCUGUGCCCUCCAACCAUACUGUAGCCUGAGCUGCGUUUGCAACACAGAACUAUCAGUGCUCUUUUUAACGUUUUUGCAACACUGACACUGGUUUAAUAGUGCAAGGCCGAAGCGUUGCAGUUCUGAAUGCACCCUUUAAUGCUUUCUAUAGAAAGAAUUAUAUCACCCACUCUCUGCCUCACGGACAAGACACUACAUGUCCCAGACACCCUCAGCCCAGACACUACGUUACCCAGACACCCUCAGCCCAGACACUACAUCACCAAGACACCCUCAGCCCAGACAUUACGUUACCCAGACACCCUCAGCCCAGACAUUACGUUACCCAGACACCCUCAGCCCAGACACCCUCAGCCCAGACACUACGUUACCCAGACACCCUCAGCCCAGACACUACGUUACCCAGACACCCUCAGCCCAGACACUACGUUACCCAGACAUCCUCAGCCCAGACACUACGUCGCCCAGACACUACGUCGCCCAGACACUACGUUACCCAGACACCCUCAGCCCAGACACUACGUCGCCCAGACACUACGUCAUCCAGACAUCCUCAGCCCAGACACUAUGUUGCCCAGACACCCUCAGCCCAGACACUACGUUACCCAGACACCCUCAGCCCAGACACUACGUUACCCAGACACCCUCAGCCCAGACACUACGUUACCCAGACACCCUCAGCCCAGACACUACGUUACCCAGACACCCUCAGCCCAGACACUACGUUACCCAGACACCCUCAGCCCAGACACUACGUUACCCAGACACCCUCAGCCCAGACACUACGUUACCCAGACACCCUCAGCCCAGACACUCACGUUACCCAGACACCCUCAGCCCAGACACUACGUUACCCAGACACCCUCAGCCCAGACACUACGUCACCCAGACAUCCUCAGCCCAGACACUACGUUACCCAGACACCCUCAGCCCAGACACUACGUCACCCAGACACCCUCAGCCCAGACACUACAUUACCCAGACACCCUCAGCCCAGACACUACGUUACCCAGACAUCCUCAGCCCAGACACUACGUCACCCAGACAUCCUCAGCCCAGACACUACGUUACCCAGACACCCUCAGCCCAGACACUACGUCACCCAGACACCCUCAGCCCAGACACUACGUCACCCAGACAUCCUCAGGGAAUUAAGAUAACACUGCUCUCACUCUAUUCAGGUACUUUCUCUAGAUUCUGAGACCUAGCAGUGAUCUAUAGCUAUUUCAGUUAUUAUGAUUAUUUCAUAUUUUUUAUAUUACUUUUGUAUUAUUAUUCACUGUAAAAAGAAAAUGUCAAGUGUCCUGAAAAGUUACUUUAAUUUUGUCUUCUUUUGUUUUCUCCCUUGGUCCCUCUUAAAAAACAAAUGUAAUUAAAUUUUAUAAAAUGUAGAUUAAGUUCCCAAAUCUAAUGAAUGUCUAUCUACUUCUCAGCUCAGGUGGAGAGGGUCCUCAAAGCACGUAAACUGCCCUCUCUACGCACUGUGCCUCAGUCUGUGGCUUAUAUACUGGGGACCACGUAGUGGCUACUUAACACUGCCGUAAGGCUACAUAACACUGUCAUAAGGAUGACAUAGCAGGUCCUAGAUGCUUAUGACAAGCUACUGUACCUUAUAAGCUGACAUGGCACUUUGACUGCCACCUCAUUCGAAGUGUAACCUUCUAUCCCUCUCUUACAAACACAACACCUCUGAACACAACAGCGUGAGUACUGCCUUCUGGCUCACCUGCCAAUCAAUCAAACGUCAGCGUUAGCGCUGUAAUCUUCUCAGAACAUCAACAACUCACCUCACAGAACCGUCUGACCUAAACAAAAGGCACCUCUGGAACUUGUAAAACCACAGUCAUCAAGGUGAGGGAGAAACUAUCAUCCACAGCCCGCCAGUCAACUGAAAAGUCAUUUUAUUCGCAGUUCCUUUGAAGUUUUGCGACAAAAAUGAAAAAUGUAUAGAUCAGUUGGCUUGUUUUGUUUGCAGCUUUUUGUGCUUGUUUUGUUCAUAGUGCUGCUGAGUGGUUGAUGAUGGAUGACUAGCUGGCUUGCUGUUGUAUGGGACUUCUGGUAAGCUAUUCUGGUAAGCCUACGUACAUCUUUUGUUGCGUACCUGUACUAACCUGGUGAUACGUUUUCAAAAUAACCUUCUGACUUUGGUUGAUCGUUCUUCAUAUUUUGCAUUUGAACUUGGCAAUCCUUCUUUAUAUAUUCGUUAUGUUUGGUGCUGGCGUUGGUGCUGGUGUGGUCUGGUGCUGGUUUGUGAUGCCUGCGAUGGAGAUAUCAUUUUGGUCGGUGUUCUUAAAAAGGUUUUCAAACGCUGGGUGUCUGACUUCUUUAGAUAGCCCUAUUGCAGGUAUGAUCCGAGACUGGUUUAUUCUUAAUGAAUGAAAUACUUCUACUUACUUACUUGGUGACUUUUCCUAGCUAAGGCUUUGCUAACAUAACUCGACUUUCUAACAGGCGAACUGAUGCCCUCUAUUCAGGGCCUGGUGUUUCCUCUGUAUUUCCGAGAGCGAUUUCUGGGUUUGUUGAUAUACCUCAUGCUAUCCAGAUGGAGUAGAUAGGGGGCGCUGUUGUUGUGGAAAGCAAUGUCUCGCCCCCUGUUAUAGAACGGUUCCUUAUAGCUCGUUUUUAUACUCGGUUCUUUCUGUGAGUCCAACGCGUACCUCACACCCGGAAGGCUUUCUCUCUCUUUCUCCAUAAAAACUGGAAUGAACCUCAUUUGUUUCAAUAUCUACUGCUGUUUACAGUUUGGGCAGAACAUUGUAUAAUUUCAAUAUUUUUCUCUUACUGUAAUUUUUGUUUAUGAACAUUUAUCAAUUUAUUUUGUACUGUGUGAGUUGGAGUUUUUAUUCUAGGCUUGUAUGAUUGGUCGAUGUCCGUUUUAAUUGAGCACUUAAAAGACGAUCACAUUAAUUGUGUUUGAUUGAUUGGUUGAUUGAAUGAUUGGUUGAUUGAAUACACUUUGUUUUCCCCAUUUUUUUUUAAUGCAAAAUCAGAUUUUAGUAAAUGGGCUAAUGAAAUAAUAAAAAGUCUCCUAAUGUGAUAACAAAAAAAUCUAUAAAAAAAUCUGUGGUCUGUUAUUUGUUUUUUUAUUUUGCAUUGAACUUCGGGCUGAUUAGAUCCGUCUUUGUGCAUGUGUAAAAAAAAAAUAUUUUACUGGUUAUGUUAUUAUUGAAAUUUGGAAUAAAUGCCAUUUUGGCAACACAUUUCAGCUGUACCGUUCUGUAAGGUGGUAUGAUGCUAGAGCUUCUUUUCAAAACCACUAUUCUUCUAAUAAAUUUUGUUGUGAAAAUAA
Messenger RNA from Salmo salar (Atlantic salmon), 17432 nucleotides. The record is from RefSeq and is a predicted model, not a curated record. NCBI's taxonomy places the organism in Eukaryota, Metazoa, Chordata, Actinopteri, Salmoniformes, Salmonidae.